Molecule: messenger RNA, 441 nt
Organism: Truncatella angustata
Lineage: Eukaryota; Fungi; Ascomycota; Sordariomycetes; Amphisphaeriales; Sporocadaceae
Exons: 2
Coding region: 1-441 (146 amino acids)
Source: RefSeq, a predicted model, not a curated record
AUGGUGCCACGCAUAGGCUACAGCACAGUCGAUGCUCUCAAGUGGAAUCAGCCAAUUGAAAGCGUCAGGAAACGCUUCCAGAACGAUCCCAAUGUCAAACUAUAUCUGUACUACAUCGAGUUGGAAACUGGUGAGCAUCCGAUGCUUCCAUUUGAUGGUCAUCAUUUCCUCCGCUCCGGCUCCAAGAUCUCUGGUUUAAACGGUAUUGAGACCAAGGCUGCCUACUACGUUCGCACCGUCAUUCGUAUUACCAACGCUACAUUUCGCUGGCGUAUUCUCGAACAGCCAGACUCACUUAAUCAAUACAGAUUUUAUUAUUGGCGUGAGGUUCACGACUCCAUUCGUUCUUUUCCUCGCGGUAUUGGUUUACCUAAAACACUCAAGCCCAGCAAUGAGGCUUGGGGAAGUCGCGCCGAUAUAACACAUUGUUCGCAGUGCUAG